Messenger RNA from Hylaeus anthracinus, 4910 nucleotides. Its product is annotated as sodium-independent sulfate anion transporter-like. The coding region runs from base 2757 to 4700 and encodes 647 amino acids. Gene Ontology annotation, cellular component: membrane. The transcript has 12 exons. Gene Ontology annotation, biological process: transmembrane transport. The record is from RefSeq and is a predicted model, not a curated record. Gene Ontology annotation, molecular function: sulfate transmembrane transporter activity. Lineage: Eukaryota; Metazoa; Arthropoda; Insecta; Hymenoptera; Colletidae.
AUUUUAUUUUGCAUCAGUUAACAUAGCUUUUGCUUAUGUUUAGCAUGUAUUUAUUAUAUCAAUUUAUAUCGUAAAUGCAUACAAUCCGCAGUCGAGUUAUUGUUAUAGCUGUUUUUGACACUGCGUAUCAGUUAAUUGAUUUAUAUAUCAAAAUUAAUAUUAUCUUAUCAUAAUAUUAAACUACAUGUAGCUGGAAUAAUUACAAACGAUGAAAUCAUUCUUUCUACUUGUAUGCCAAAUUAUAUUCUGUCACAAAUAAUUAAGCGUUCAGAUACAAAACAAAUAAUACUGAAAAAAUUGAAUCGUUAGCAUACCAUUUGUCUUUCCAAAACAAAUAUCUUUUUCCCUACAAAUUGCCUACACUGACUUCCAAUUUGCAUUACAUCUCAGAAGUCGUGUAUCAGAAAAUCAUGAAAUUUGGUGUAGCGACUUCUAUAUAUGAACUGUAUUGUAUAUUCUAUAUAUGAUUAGUGGUAGUAAUAGUCGGGUGCCUUUUAGACAGGAAAUUUUCGCUCCUCUUAAAUAGGAUUCACCAUACUAUCUUGGUUACAAUGAGCUGACCCAGCAGUCUGUUUGAAAUAUUUAUGUACAUCUUUUCUGAUGAAGAAUACUUGUAUUUUCCUUUAAAAGAAGAAAUGCAGUAACUCAUGUCUCUAGAAACUUUGUAUUUAAUAAUUGAAUUAAUCGAAAUUAAAUUUUAUUUAAUAGCUACAGAUUUACAACGUUUCUUCUUUUAUUUUGUAGCUACGUAUUCGCGUUGUUUAUGCAACAAAGGGUGGUCCACGCAACGUGUGCACCUUUAUAACUUCCAAAAUAUGCGUUGCUGGAGAAAAUAUUAUAUGUAUACAAAAGUUGCAUGGCUUAAAAGGGUACACUACGUAGUGAGUUAAUUUUUUGUACAUGUGACGUUUAGGAGAUUUAAACCUUUGCGGUCGUAUGUCUGCUCUCAGCCAUCACAACAAAGAACCGUACUAAUCUUAUGUUGUAUUCCGCAGACUGAAAAGAUUAAAGCUGUUAGACAAUAGUAAUAGAUUCUAAGAUAUUAGUGUAAUAAUAGAUUAAUGGAAAGAUUAAUGAAAAGAUCAUUAGUAAUUAUAUUAAGUUAUACAAGAAUAUGUGAACCAGUGGGUGGAAUAUCUGCAUGUUACAUUUUUCAAAAACAAAUAUAUUGAAUAUCGUUAUUUUUUCUGUAACAGAUUGUAAUAAAUACCAAAUAAUCGAAAAUACUUGGUAGAAUUCCAAGUAAUAUUUUACAAAUUGUGUUUAAGUGUAAUGAGGGAUUAUGGUUUCUUAAAAUAUUUCAAAAACAAUACUCCAAAAUGGCAAUAAGAAAGUUGAAGAAAGUUACCGAAAGAUACCACAUGAUGGAGAACUAUAAAAUAUAAUGUUUACAUAAAAACGUUACAUUAAAACACAUUAAUGUGUAAACAUAUAUAUCUAAAGUCUACAAAAGAAUGAAUAAAUCUUGUUUAUCCUUCAUAAGCUUGCAUAUUAUGUAUCACUGCUCGUUCUUGGGAAAUUAAUUCCGACCAGAGCAAUAGCCAUGCCUAAAUUUAAUACGACCGUAAAGGAUUAAAGGACAACUUUGUCGCUUUAAAUAGAAUACUGUAUUUUGUAUACAAAAAUAUGAAUCAAAUUCCAAAUAAAAAAGUGUUGACCUUUGUUAGCCCUAAGCCUAAUAGGCAGUAAUUGUCCCGAGUAAUUUCACGAGUGAUUUCACUUUAUUACUCGAACAUUUUCUUCGCGUAAUAUCAAGUCGGAGGUUCAACCUUAUCGGAGAUUUUCCACAGGACAGCGAUGUUUACAUAACAAUGUUUAUCGACGCGACACCAUCUAUCACGAUCCGCAGUCUUCUAUCGUGUUCGUGAUCCAGUAUUGAAGUUACCUUCGAUGUUGCGUGUAAUUACCAGACAGAUAAAAGAAAAAUUGAAAUUUUGUAACGGUGAAGAAAAUGAUAUGCUUUCAGUUUAUGGUGGCUGGCAUAAAGAUGCAGUAAGAGCCAAAGUUAUGUAUACUGAGAGGUAUCCUGAAAGGUAUAUUCUGAACUGAAAUCAGUAUUUGAGAGAUUGUCUGAAUCGCUUUGACGAACCGGAAGUUCUGUUACUAAACGUAGCAAAACGUGCUACUUCAGACAAAAAUAAGAUUGCGGUCCUAGCAGCGAUAACAAAAAAAACCCGUAUGAGUACACUGCAGAUUUCAAGAGGAUCUGAAAUUCCCAAAACAAGUGUACUACGAAUUCAACAUAAAGAAAAACAUCAAUUCAAUCACCUAGCACUUCAUCAUAGCACUUUUUAGCUCCAUGGCUGUAAACGUCGCUGUUCUAAGGAAACUUGUCAUAAGUAGACUCUGGAUCUCCAUGCAAAAUCAAAUCUUGGCAAACGUACCUACAAAAAUUGAACCUAAAUAGAAAUUUAGUUCAAUAAUAUCUCUAUGAAGGAUUCGUGGCUGAAUAAUCCAGUGAUUCAGCUUUCUGUUGCCAAAGCUCAGAACAAACGCCUGGCACCGGCAACAGGCACAAUCGAGCGAUAACAAUUUGAAACCCGUGAAAAUACUCCAAUAGGAAGAUAGUACAGCAUCAAUGUUUGCGGUCUGUGAGCAUAGUGCGGGCAACGUGCGAACAUCAGUUUGCGAUACGGUCUUACCAAGUUGACGACUGUAGUUCCUCCCGUGAGUUCGGUUAACAUCAUUGAAACGAUAUCGGGAGGAUCCCGACGGACGUCUGACUGGAAACGCGUGCUCUCUUCGAUAUCGAAGCAAUGCCAGUACCCGAUAAGGAUUCUGUUAGUCUGGAAACAGAAUCAGAAAAGAAACAGAAUUAUUCAAUUGCCAAGUACGUAACUAUAUUAAGUUGGUUGCCGAAUUAUACCCGAUUGGAUGCUAUCUCGGAUUUGGUGGCUGGAGUGACUCUAGGACUAACGCUCAUUCCUCAGAGUAUCGCUUACGCUGCACUAGCAGGUCUGACGGCACAGUAUGGACUCUACUCUUGCUUCGUGGGCGCUUUUAUAUAUAUUAUUUUUGGGACAAUCAAAGAGGUAUCAAUUGGACCUUCGUCUUUGAUGUCCAUCUUAACUUUGGAAUACACUAGAAACAUGCCUGUGGACUUUAUCGUGCUUUUCACUUUUCUGGCUGGAUGCGUAGAAUUGCUGAUGGGGAUACUACAUUUAGGGUUCUUAGUAGACUUCAUAUCCAUACCUGUUACAUCAGGAUUCACAUCAGCCACUUCUAUUAUUAUAAUCGUGGCUCAGUUGCAAGGGCUUCUGGGAUUGAAGUUCAAGGCAUCCAGCGUUGUUGCAGAUCUAAUCAAGAUAUGUCAAAAUAUUAGAAACAUUCGUGUACCAGAUAUGACUCUUGGACUUUGCAGUAUAGCCUUUCUUCUAUCUUUCAGAAAAUUAAAAGAUCUGGAUCGCUGCUUUUCGAAUAACAAACAAAAGAGAAAUGACAAAGAAAGUGUUUUAAAAAAGAUCUUGUGGUUUCUUCCUAUCUGUCGCAAUGCUUUGGUGAUACUAAUAACUUCCACAAUAGCAUUCUAUCUCGAAAGAGCAGGAUCAACCCCAUUUAUUCUUUCAGGAAGGAUACAAUCAGGACUUCCUACGGUAUCCUUGCCACCAUUUUCAUCGCAAGUGGGAAAUCAAACUUACACUUUCUUCGACAUGUGUUAUCACUAUGGAACAGGGAUAAUUGUGUUACCUCUUGUGUCAGUGUUAGCGAAUGUGGCUAUUGCCAAAGCAUUUGCGAGCGGCAAGACCCUAAACGCGACGCAAGAAAUGCUAACACUUGGUUUGUGUAAUAUAUUUGGGAGCUUAUUUUCAGCUAUGCCAAGUACCGGAGCAUUCACGAGAAGUGCUGUAAUUUCUGCCAGCGGUGUCCGAACACCUCUGGCUGGCAUAUAUGUUGGUAUCAUGGCGUUAUUGGCGUUAAGCUUUUUAACUCCAUACUUUUAUUAUAUUCCACGUGCCACGCUUGCAGCAGUGUUGAUAAGCGCUGUAGUGUUCAUCAUUGACUUGAAGAUAAUAAAGCUACUCUGGAAUGGAAGCAAAAAGGAUGCCUUCGCUGCAAUAGUUACAUUCUUAGUUAGCGUCUCUUUAGGAGUGGAGAUAGGACUUUUAACUGGCGCCCUAUUUAAUGUAAUUUUCCUCCUUCGACCAUCUGCAAGGCCAAACAUUGAAGUAUUACAAUGCAAGACUCAACAUGGAGACAAAUACGUAAUGAUCAAACCAGAUGCUGGACUUCUUUAUCCUGCUGCUAACUAUUUUUGUAAUAAUGUAAUCGAAGUUGUUCAAAAAUAUGAUAAAAAUGACAUGGUAUUCAUUAUUAAUUGCGAAAGGAUACAAACUAUUGAUUACUCAGCGAUAAAGGGAAUUGAAAUACUAUCGAGAAGUAUGAAUACGGAAAAAAAGAAACUAUGGUUCUUGAACGUUAAUUCAGAAGUGUCUCAAAAUAUCCAAAUUCUUGGUAAUAAUAAAUACUUUUGCUUCAUUGACGAAGAAGACAAAAUAUCCUGUAUAUUUUACGAUGAUACAAUAACGACAAAUAGAGAAGAAGUGAAAGAAAAACUUUUAGAAAAUGUUGUAGAAAGGGCAACGUUUACUCUCAUAAAUGAUAGAAACUGUUCACAGACAAUUGACAAAUGUGUAGAAAAUGUUGAUGACGGUCCCGAAGAAAUUGCAUUAAUGUCGACGUUAUCAUCUAAAACAAAAUAAAAAUGAAAACUGAAUCGACUAUUAAUUCGAAUCAAUAUUUCGUCGAAACAACGAAUAUCGAGAAUAAAGAUAAAUAAUUGUUCUUUGUCUUCGAAAAGGAGGAGGUUACUCUAUUCAACAUGUAUAUAUAUAUAUAUUUUUUUUUUCUUCUUCUAAAUGUCCAUCAACUUCGAAAACGAAAGAGUUAAUAAAAUUUAAUAAAUAACGUGA